Messenger RNA from Rhizoctonia solani, 405 nucleotides. RefSeq names its product ubiquitin-conjugating enzyme. The record is from RefSeq and is a predicted model, not a curated record. Gene Ontology annotation, biological process: DNA damage tolerance; protein K63-linked ubiquitination. Lineage: Eukaryota; Fungi; Basidiomycota; Agaricomycetes; Cantharellales; Ceratobasidiaceae. Gene Ontology annotation, cellular component: nucleus. The coding region runs from base 1 to 405 and encodes 134 amino acids. The transcript is spliced from 5 exons.
AUGGCCCAAGUUCCGCGCAACUUUAAGCUCCUUGAAGAGCUCGAAAAGGGUGAGAAGGGUAUUGGCGAUGGCUCUUGCUCGUAUGGACUCGAAGACGGCGAUGAUAUGACAAUGACUCACUGGAAUGGCACUAUCAUUGGACCCGGCCAUACCGUGCACGAGAACCGUAUCUACAGUCUCAAGAUUGAAUGUGGACCAGAAUAUCCAAACAAACCUCCUAUUGUUACGUUCGUUUCCAAAGUGAAUUUGCCGUUUGUUGGACCUACCGGAAAAGUCGACCAUACCAAGUUGGCUGUGCUCACAAACUGGAUUCGGGAGUCGUCGUUGGAAUCUAUUCUCGUUCACAUUCGACGGGAAAUGGCAACUGCUCAGAACCGCAAGCUUCCUCAGCCCCCAGAGGCUUGA